AAUGCUGUCGCAAAAAAAGAAAAGACAAGAGUAAAAGAAGAAAGCGUCUUGUUGCUACGGAAUGUUUACAUUUGCGGAGCCGGAAGAUGAGUGCUUUGUAUCAGCUGAUGAAUGCGAUGAUGAAGUUUCUAUGAAACAAUUUUAUCUUCUGCUUGUGUUUAGCGGUGCGCGCGACUGAAUUGUAAACUCAGAGAUUGGAUGAUUGUUACCGAAAUGAUCUUUGGGAGCAGUAACUGACUUCUCCACUUGCACUGCUCGAUAGACAGGCGUGUCCUUUUGACUUUGUACCACAUAUUUUCUAACGCAGCUGCCCAUUUUGUGUAGAAUUUCAUGUCCAUACAGCCUAAGAUGCUCCGACUGUCAUUCGCCCGCUCUACAGGAAGUGACAGGAGUGGACGCCUGAAAUAGUCCCUCCCACUUUCAAACGUUCCGUUUACCGUCUCCAUGGUUACAUUGUUAAAUGCAUCAGGUCAUUGAUACCGCUGUCUGCGAGAUAAUUCAAUUUCAAUUUCAUUGAAAAUAAGCAAAAUGAGCAUAUCUGUCACUCGUACUAUUCCUAAGAAAAACGGUGCUGAUAAAGCUGUUAGGCGGGAACGGGUUUAUGACUACUUGUAUGAUCCAGUUUACACUGUGUCAUCGGAGGUAGACCAUGCCAGGUCCAGCCUCAAGGCCUAUGUGUCCAAGGACCGAGUAAGGAGAGUGCCAGUGUUUGGGUCCAUGUUCAGUACCCUGUACCACUACCCACAGUAUACUCUUCAACUGGACCCUGCAGACCCAGUACCAGCCUUUAUUGAUCAUCGCUGGCGAGGACAAACGGAACAGCGCAAAGAAGCGCUACAGCAACUGGCUGGGGUUAUUCCAAAUGCUCAGUCAUGGUCGAAAAGGGACAAGUGCCAUGUGACCGGAGCUGAUCGUUGGAAAUACUUUAAACGUCCUCUCAUUCCCUUUGCACAGCAGGUUCCCCCGGUUGUGAUUUUUGCCUUGCCAAAAGAAGAUUUUACAUCCAGUGGUGGAAACAAUGCUGAGCAACAGCCAACCCACGUCACUGUGGGGGUCCAGACAGACUACAGGGAAAGUGAAACACAGACAGACCCUUACAGCCCUGAGUAUGUGGUACAACCUGGGACAACUCCCUCAGAGCUCCUGCAACUGGCAGCUUUGACUUGGGGUCGUGGCCUGCCAGCAGGCCUGGCAGAAGUGGAAAUGAUACAGCGGGAACGUGCCAAACGAGCUUGGGAGGCCACCCUUCCUCCACUGGAUGACCUUAGUCAGCUGGACAAGAGGAGACGAAUGAUGGAAGAGAUGGAGGCCAAAGAGUGGGCUUUCAGAGAGGGAGAAAUCCAAAAGUUGCAAGAGGCUCGUCUUGCUGUGCUGAAGGACCUCUUGAGGCGGAGAGAUGAAGCCCAGAAAGAAGUCACGAGUGAGAGACUGAACCAGAUAUAUUCCAAGCACCAAAACGACAAGGACACCAAGCUACACAAGAUUCACAGUGACUACAUCAGGUCGCUGAGAAAACUGGAAGCUAAGAGGAGAAAUUUGGAUGGGAUGCUAGAGCGACCUACCGUUGUCAGAGACUAUACAGGUUCUAAGACAUGUCCCCCUGGGACCCGCAGGAGCACAUUCACCAACAGGAACACCCAUAACAAUGAGUUAAAAAGCCACUACUUAGACACAUAUGAAGGCUUGAUAAAGCUAGAGGCAGGAAUCUCUGCCUCAGUCCUCAAGCCACAAGUGGAAGGGCCCAAAGUCAGCAUUAUCAAGGAUGUGAUCAAACCCCCUGUGAGCAGUGCGGUAAAACUGAUGGAGAAAUACAAGGCCCUGAGGAAGGAGGAGAAUGAGCAAGUGACAGAGAAGCCUUUGCGUUUUCUUGUCAAGAAGGAGAAGGCUGUUCCUCGUCCUGUCACUCCCAGAGUGGAGGAGCCACCAGAGGGGGAUGAGGAGACAGAGCUUGCAGUCAUCUACUUGCAGAAACUACUGCGAGGAAGAAGUGUCCAAUAUGAGAUGUUUAAGGGCAAGGAGAAUCGUCUGGAGCUCAUCCAGGAACUGAGGACUGUACACGCCCUGCAGAGGGAGGAGCAGGAGCUACAGAACGCUGAGAAAGAGCUUAUAAUGUCCCUGAAAAAACAGAGAGACAACCAUAGACACGAGACCUCUCAAGAGGAAGCGUCUCAGGCCAAAGUGGUAGGCGUAGAACUUGAACAGCUGUUUGAUACCUUGUCCAAAGAGCUGAUUCAUCUUCAGGAAGAGCGCAGGAUCCAUGCCUUUACACUACUGGCGGAGAGAGACCGUCGCCUACGAGAGGCUGAGGAGAGUGGAAGGAGACAGGUGGAGGAGCGCAGACGCAGAGAGGAAGAUGAGAUCUUCAGAAAAGUAGUGCAGGUUCACCAGGAAACUGUAGAUUUGUAUUUGGAGGACAUUAUCCUUGGGACCUGGGAGCAAACAGCUGACCAGCAGGCCAGAGAGGAGGUCCGCAGGAGGGCAAAGGAGGUCAACGACAUUGCUUAUGCCAUGGAGGAAAGCCGGAACAAUCUUCAGUCGGAGGAGAUUGUGUCAGAGUUGGUGUACAGUUUCCUCAUACCAGAGGUCGAGAAGAUCAGGGUCAGACAAAGAGUGCACCAGAGGCAGCAGAGACACUUGCAGGCAGCUCAGAGUAUAAUUCAGGGGACUGCAGAGCAUUCUGGGGUCCUUCCUAGUACCCUAAAGCCUCCAACUGAGACUCAAGGAGAUGAGUCAAGUGGAGCAGGAACAGAAGGAAGCAGAGCAGCCCCCCAUUCAAAUUGAGCAGAGGACUAAAACUAUGAAAAAUGUACUGAGAUGCAGUAUAAGUUUCAUAAUCAUCAUUGUGGGGUUAUGGGUUCAUUAAAGAGUACAUACCAGCUGGGCUGCUAAGUGGGGGUAUGGAGGAUUCAGUUUUAGGGUUAUUCAUUGUGAGAGAGAAGUCUCUCUUAUUUUAAGUGGUGCAGUUCACAUUUUUUAAAACGUUAAACCCAGUAUCACUUUUGUCAAGUGUAAUGAUGUUUUGCAGGUCUAAAACAAUUGAACUCCAUUGAAUUGUGAAGAAUAUUUAACUUCAUAAAACCUCUGUAUGUUUUCAUGAGAGUUCAAGCAUGAGGAAAUGUGUCCCAGGUAUUUUUUUGACUUUGGAAGCGAGUUUCUCUUUAAUUAACUUCAAUACUGUACAGUGGAAUGACUUCAGAUUUGACAUGGUCAUAGAGUCAUUCUGAACAAGAUUCAUUGGGAUUUUCUGCAGACUUCUUAAGAAAAAGUCUUGGAAGUCAGAUAUUUAGGGAUGUUAUAUGCAUUAUGCCACAUUUUGACAAAAACCUACAGUGAAAUUAGUGCAAAUUUCAGAUGGUCACAGUCAGAGUCUUUCUGAACAAGAUUUCACUGAAAAUUUCAGCAAACCUCGCAAACAGUGUUUACAUGUUUGUGUGAAUUACAAUGUGAAGGCUAUGUACAGUAGAGAUUCCCUCAUAUUUGUGUGUUUUUAGUUAAUAUUUGAAUUUACAUUUGAAGAAGACGUACUUGAUGUGUAAAAUAUCGUUUCAUCAUGUGUUUGAAAUGUGAGAGCUCAUUGCAGCUUCAGUCUACUACUCGCUCUACAUCCUUUUUGGCCACUUCCAGCACCUGUACCUCAGGUAUGAACAGACGCGCUGGUUGUUACAGACGACGCUUCGCUUGACCGCAGCGAACUUCCUACUGAUCAGAUCAACUGGCACACAAAUGCACCAAAUUACUACAGGACACCAGAGAUUUUACAGGAAGCUAUGUGCACCCAGCGGCGGUGG
Messenger RNA from Chelmon rostratus (copperband butterflyfish), 3788 nucleotides. It is a transcript of the gene cfap91, whose product is annotated as cilia and flagella associated protein 91. NCBI's taxonomy places the organism in Eukaryota, Metazoa, Chordata, Actinopteri, Chaetodontiformes, Chaetodontidae. The transcript has 17 exons. The coding region runs from base 529 to 2781 and encodes 750 amino acids. The record is from RefSeq and is a predicted model, not a curated record.